UUGUAUAUCAUCCUUGUUUACGAUUAGGUUCGUCAAGUUUUUUUACGACAAGUAGGACUUCCAAUUAUUGAUUUAAUUGUAAUAUUAAAUCAAACAGUGCCUAAAAAUGUUUAUGUCGUCAAAACUGAAGCACCAUUUGGAUUGUCCACCCGGCGGCGUAUAUAGUCUUCUGUGUGUGUUUAGCUACCAUUACAAUAUGAACGAUUUUGAACACCAAAGUAAAGAUAAAGUCGCGAUAAAGUCAAGUUUGAUGCGCAAAUAAAACUACCCUGGAGGCGUAUUCAGUCAUUACAAAUAUGAUAUUAAUUUGUUAUUAAUCUCAGUAAAUCUCGUUCGCAUACUGGUGCGAGAGCGACGGACUGAGAUUAAUAUUUUUUUUUAUUUGAAUACGCCUUUUGUAAAUACCAUUCAGUGUCGAUACUGUCGGCAAAUAUUGGUCCUCCCUCGACAGCCGUCAACAGCGUCGUAAAAGACAAUCUAUCUCAAUCUUGCCAUCAAUGGAUUUUUGAUGUAAUUUGUUUGUACGAACAGCAACACCACCACUGACCAUUGGUGGAUCUUGUGUCUGUGGAAUAAGGUUUACCUAUUUUUGAUUUAACAGUGUGUACGAUGUUACCUACGACAUAAUAUUUAAUAUACCUACACUAUAACUAAAAUAAUUUUCAAAGAAGUUGUCGUUUCUGAGAUCGAAAUACAAUAAAUGUAAUGGCUUUAAAUAAUUUAAUAAUUCCAAAAUGUAGCGUAUAAAACCAAGCUCUCAUACCAGUAGCACUCUCCCACUCAAAGCAUUCUCAAUUCGUUUUAUGUAUUGUUUUAUCGUGUCUUGGUACCAAAGCAAUACUGACCAAUAAUGAAGUUAUAUAAUCAAGCAUUUAUCCUUAUUUUAUUUAUAGCAAUUUCCUCUCAUGCUUAUGAUGAAUCGGCAUUCUACUUUGAGGAAGAGACGCGAAAUAUGUUAUCAAUAUCAUUUACUCAUACCAACCAAACAAUUUUCAUAGACAUCGACAAUGACAGCAGUGUAAUUUUCAAAGACACUUUAAUAAAAAGUAUACAUGAUCAAAAUCAUUCCGUUAUUUUGGUAAAUGAAGUGCCAGAUUUUAUUUAUGGAGGAAAAAUAAUUAUACUGGAAGAAAACCCUAAUAUUGUCUUUACUGUAAAAUUUCUAAAUACUAAUGUGCUUGAUAGUCCAGUACUGGAGUCAGUGCUAAAAUCACAUUGGUCACCAUUGUUUAUUAUAAGUACCACUGAAGAUAGCGUGUAUAAUUGUGAUGACGGAAAAUUUAAUGAAGAGGCUUUCAAUAACAUUGAAGCAUUUCUUAAUGAUUUAUGGUACAAACAUCGUAUAAUGCAUGCUUUCUUAAAUCUGCCCUAUGUCUGCCCGAACAAAUAUGUUAUUUAUGAUGGCAUGAAAUCAAACGAAGGAGAAUUGUAUAACAGGACCAUUAAAGUUAUUAGAAAAGAACAUUUGCCAGAGCUAAAGUCACGUAAAGCUAUGAUGCUUACUCGAAACUAUCCCCUGAGAGGCAGUAUCUUUUAUCGGUUCCCCACGGCUGUUCAGGAAUGUGAAGGUACCGAUAUCUACAUAAAAACCAGUCAGGAAACCAGUGGCGGUUUUUGUGGAUUGGACGGACUCGUAAUGUCAGAUAUAGUGACACACUUUGAAUUUAAUUUAUCUUUGCCAUCCUUAGGCGCGGACUCCCUCAAGUAUGGAUAUCAGCAGCAGGAUGGAAUUAUAACAGGAAGCUUAGGACAUAUCGUGAGAAGUGAUAUGGAUUUGUCCUUCAACUCGAGGUUCAUGACGAGAUAUACCACGGGGCAACUGCAAUACAUAUUCUUAUAUCCCGUAGCAAGUGACGCUCUUUGCGUUAUUUUGAAACAACCUGAAGUGGAACCUCUUUGGCGGUAUCCUAUCAACGCUUAUAGUUUUCCGCAGUGGCUAUUUAUUCUCGCCUGCCUCACUAGCAUUGGAGUCAUAAUGUGGGCAUUUGCAAAGAUUAAAAAUAAAAUUAAUAAUGCUAGAGCUGCUACACUCUUCUCUUACGUCUUGAACUCUAUAAAUGCUGGUCUGUUUGGCUUCUUUUUUAAACGAAGAAGUAACUUACUUCUGUUUAGAGCUAGCUGCUUGUGUGCUUCAAUUAUGCUGCUCGCGAAAUAUCAGGCAAGUCUUCGACUUUUUAUUUAUUUAUUUAAGGUCGCUUUUUAACAACAAAGGUUAUUUGCGACCACAAGAGAAUUUAUACAUAUAUAUAU
Molecule: messenger RNA, 2250 nt
Organism: Cydia pomonella (codling moth)
Lineage: Eukaryota; Metazoa; Arthropoda; Insecta; Lepidoptera; Tortricidae
Exons: 1
Coding region: 851-2203 (450 amino acids)
Source: RefSeq, a predicted model, not a curated record